GUUUACAUAAGCCUUGGAAAUGCGUCUAGUCACCAGGCGCUUAUCCACUAUGGCGUUUCUUUCCACAGUGUUUACUAUCUUCCUGGGCUUGGCAGCCGUAAGAGCUGUAUAUGGAUACGAAUGCUCUGGGGAGGGAAGAUUCCCUGAUCCCAGCACCUGUGGUGUCUUUAUUGACUGUAUAACCAAAGAAAACGGUGGAUAUUUUGUAACGCAAGAUAACUGCAAUGGAUUUGCUUACAACGCAACAUCAAGGAUAUGUUCUACUCAACUGUGUGCUUCGCGUCACGAACGCAGUAUUACCAACGAAUACCACCCUUUUUCACAAAUAUGUGAAAGUCAGCCUGACCGCUUCAUGUGCGCCAAUUGUAAAACUUUAGUCCACUGUGUAAAGGGUCAAGCCUUUGUUCGUCAGUGCACAGAAGAUUUCUAUUGUACAGAGAAGCUUGGCUUUGGAGGUGCUGUAUGCUACCCUAAUGAACCAGCAGAGUGCAUGUGUUUGAGGCCAAAUGAAUUUCGUGUGGAUCCCUAUGACCCACAGAGGUUCUUCUCGUGUGAGAAUGCUGGCUCCCAGCCAGAAACCUACAAGUGUCCAGAUGGAAAGAAAUUUGAUGAGAAUUCUGCCCAGUGUGUAAACCAGAUUGGCUUCCCAGAAUGUGUUAAAUCUGGAACCUUUGCCAACACCCAAAACUGUGGGGAAUACUACUCGUGCAUUCCCUUGAGACAUGGCUGGCUGCAGAAGUUCUUCAUGUGCAGUGGCAACCACUUGUUCAAUGAGAGAACAAAGACCUGUGAAGAUCCUUGCACCUUGAAAUUCGUGUGCCAACAGGAGGGGAGAUUUCCAGACCCACUCAACAUGCAGCAUUACUUUGAAUGCUUUGUAGAAGCUGGCCAAAUGGUACAGCUACGAUAUCAGUGUCCCAAUGGAUACAUGUGGAAUGAAAUAAGCUUUGGGACAGGAAAGUGUGUAGAAGCAACGGAGGAGUAUGCUGAUUAUCCCUUCGCUCAUUGUGAUAUACCCGAUGAUCUUUGUCCAGAGACGGAUCCAUGUUUGCAAAAUCCUUGCUUUAGUGGGGUUGCUUGUACAUUUACAAGCAUAGCACCUUUCUAUACCUGUGGCCCAUGUCCUGCAGGAUAUACUGGUGAUGGAGAAACUUGUGUUGGCUUGCAGGUGACUUCCACAAUCCAAUUUCUAGUUAAGAUGUGCCCUGUUGGGUAUGCUGGUGUUGGUGGCGACUGUGCCCCUGACUCUGACCUUGAUGGCUACCCAGACACUGAACUAGGAUGUGCAAGCAAAUACUGCCGUAAGGAUAACUGCAUCAAUAGGCCAAACUCUGGGCAAGAAGAUGCUGAUGGUGAUGGACUUGGUGAUGCCUGUGAUUCUGAUGCUGAUGGAGAUGGAUUCAACACUAAUUCGGAUAACUGUCCCCUGAUUGCCAACCCUACGCAACAAGAUGCAGACUCGGAUGGACAAGGCGAUGUUUGUGACAAUUGCCCUGCAGUGUCAAACCCAAGCCAAAGGGAUGUUGAUGGGGAUCAAAUGGGCGAUGCAUGUGAUGAUGACAUCGACAAUGAUGGAUCCCUGAAUGCAGCAGACAACUGUCCCCUGACUGCUAAUGGCAAUCAGGCAGAUGCUGAUGGUGAUGGCCUUGGAGAUGUUUGUGACAACUGUCCCCUUAAUGCUAAUCCUGGACAGGAAGAUAAAGAUCAAGACCUUCUAGGUGAUGCUUGUGAUAGCAAUGCUGACUUGGAUGGUGAUGGUGUGGAUGAUGGUGUAGACAACUGCCCAUCUGUAGCCAACAGUAACCAGCUGGAUGUAGAUGGUGAUGGUGAUGGUGAUGCCUGUGAUGCAGACAGUGAUAACGAUGGUGUUGAUGACACUACAGACAACUGUGUAAUGAUUCCAAAUCCAAGCCAGGUGGACGGUAAUGGGGAUGGCCGUGGUGAUGCUUGCACACCCGACUUUGAUGGUGACCGAAUCAAUGAUGCAAAUGAUAAUUGCAUAAAAAAUCCCAAUGUACAUGCUACCGACUUCAGGCAACUCCAAAUGGUAGCCCUAGACCCACAGAGUGCAAGUGUCCCUCCAGUAUGGGUCGUCUACGACGAUGGUGCAGAGAUUCACCAGACUGUGAAUUCUGAUCCAGCUCUAGCAGUGGGUGACCAUGUAAUGAUUGAUGUCGACUUUGAGGGCACUUUCUUUGUUGAAGAUACAAGUGAUGAUGACUUUGUUGGCUUUGUAUUUGGCUACCAAAGCAAUGCCAAAUUCUACGUUGUGGCAUGGAAAAAGGGACCACAGAACUGGUUUAACCAGGCUGAGAGGGGUGUUACCUUAAAGCUGGUAGACUCUGCUACAGGCCCUGGCACAGCACUUAGGGAUGCCCUGUGGCUCACUGGUUCCACACCCAAUCAGGCAGCACUGCUUUGGCAUGAUGGCAGCAUUGGAUGGACUCCAAAUGUGGCAUACCGCUGGCAACUUCACCACCGUCCUAAUAUUGGCACCAUUAGGUUCUACUUGUACCGGGGUACUAAUCUGGUCAUGGACUCUGGAAACAUUUAUAAUGAUGCCCUGAAAGGAGGAAGAUUGGGACUCUACUGUUUCUCUCAAGAAGAGAUUAUUUGGUCUAAUGUCAAGUAUACUUGUGAAGAUGCUGUUCCCCAAGCCAUAUUUGAUGACUUGCCACAGAACCUUAAGGACAAAGUCCUGAAUACUACAGGUAUUAGCACAAGAAGCCUCUUUAAUAUGGCUGGAAGGAGUUCUCUGCCUGGUAUUCUAGCACAGAACGAGCCUGAAGGAGAGCUUAAAGGCUCUGCAUCUAAUGAACCUUCUAUGAGAUGGGUCAAGAAUAAGCCUUGUAAUUAAGCGGUAAAAUGGUAAACUGUGGGUUUUUUAAAUAAACAUUUUUUUUAGACUA
Molecule: messenger RNA, 2909 nt
Organism: Penaeus monodon (black tiger shrimp)
Lineage: Eukaryota; Metazoa; Arthropoda; Malacostraca; Decapoda; Penaeidae
Product: cartilage oligomeric matrix protein-like
Exons: 14
Coding region: 20-2857 (945 amino acids)
Biological process (GO): cell adhesion
Cellular component (GO): extracellular region
Molecular function (GO): chitin binding; calcium ion binding
Source: RefSeq, a predicted model, not a curated record